AUGCUCACAACCCAGCAAGGCUUCGUCUACGAACCGGUUCGUGUGGAAGGACCAGAAGGCGCUUCGGGCGUUUACUUUCGGCGAGUAGACUUGCCGCCCACUCCGACCCCUCGCUGGACCAGGCCACCUUCUAGAACCCUCAGCAACCCGUCAGAAUACGAGAAAAUCGACACGGACCCCGGGUCAAUAGCAGACAUGCCAUCUGGCAAAAAACCGCAGGACCAGUCAUCCCCAAGUACAACAUCCACUGCCGUCACUUCUACUGUUCUUGAUCGAGCAAAACUUCCCCUUCCUGAAAAACCCAAAGAUGAUCCAGUUUUGACAUAA
This is a messenger RNA of Dibothriocephalus latus, 327 nucleotides long. The record is from the annotation of a GenBank genome assembly. Lineage: Eukaryota; Metazoa; Platyhelminthes; Cestoda; Diphyllobothriidea; Diphyllobothriidae.